AUAUGCAAAAGCGUAAAUACCGUCCUAAAUAAAUUGAAACCAAAAAUGAGAAAAACAUAACAUUAAAUCUCGAAUUAUAAAAACUAAAGGCUAUAUAUAUGGAAAAUAUAAUAGGAAUUCCCCAAGAGCCCACAUAUUACCGUGCAUUUUAAAUAAACAUAUUCCCCGAAUAAUUAAACAUUGAUGAAUAAAAUGAAGAAUCAUAAAAUAAAGCAGAUUUUUUCAUAUGUUUAGGCUUUAAUAUUCCCCUAGAAUAUCCUGAAGAAAUGCCCAAAAUUCAAGUUAAAACUUACAAAGGAUUUGAUAAAUACGACAUUUAGCUUUUAUAGGAAUAAUUAUUUGAGUUUGCUUUAAAAAAUACUGGUAAGGAAAUGUUUUUUGAUUUAAUAGAAUUCGCUAAAUUUUAUAUAAGUAAUAUACAUUAAGAAUAUUUAGAUAAAGUUUAAACAUACAAAACAAAAUAAUAUAUAGAAUAAUAUUUUAAAAUAAAAAAAUAUAUAUAAAUAGGAAAAGAUACAUAAUAAAAUGAUUUAAAUGGAAGUUUAAUCUAAAUAAUAAAAUAUUAUUAAUUAAUAAUAAUAAGAGGAAUUUCAUUAAUAAUAAUUUUAAUAUUAUUUUAAUACAAAAGAGAAAAAUUUAAUUCGAUAUUUUGAUUAAAAUUGCGAUGAAAAAGAUAUUUUUAUUGUAAACUUAUUAAAUAUUUUGAUUAAAGUAUUCAAUUUUGAAAAAUAUGAAAUCAAUAUUAUUUAAAAUAGUAUUAAUAGUACUAAUUUAUUCGUAAAAGAAAUGAAUAAAGCUCUCCAAAAUGAAUAUUAAUAGGCUUUUUAGCAUAUUUUUUAAUAGAAAUUGCAUAAAGUGUAAAAAAAAGUAUAAAAUUCAAUUUAAAAUUUGCCCUAAAAUCUCCUUAAAGACUUUAUAUAGGGUAUAGGGGGUGAUUUUAUAAAAUAAAAUUAACUUUUUUAAUAUUAUAAAGAACAAUUUUAAUGUAAAAAUUGCAUAAAUAAAAAUAAUUAAAACUUUUAAUCUUUUGAUUAAAAAGAAAACCAAACAUUAAAAAAAGACGAAAAAUAAUAAUAAUAAAAUAAUUUAGAACAAAUUAUUUAAAAUUAAGAAAAUAAUAAAAUAAUCAAUAAUGUAUUAAAUUUUGAAUUAGCAAAUACUGAGAAAAGUAGAUAUUUAACAGAUUUUGAGGAAAUUAAAGUUUUAGGAUAAGGAGCUUUUGGCCAAGUAGUAAAAGUUAAAAACAAAUUAGAUGGAAGAUAUUAUGCUAUAAAAAAAAUAAAAAUCCGCAAAGAAUAAAACAUCUAGAAGCUUAUGAGAGAAGUAACCUUAUUAUCCCAAUUACAUCACAGACAUGUAUUAAGAUACUAUUAAGCCUGGUUAGAAGAAUCCAGUUUAACCGAAGAAACAAACCAAUAAUAACUCAACAGUAAUAGUAAGACUUUUGAUGAAAACUUUUAAUCUUCUUCUUCUAUAUAUAAUACAAAUAUCAAUCCUAAUAAUAAUAUAAAUAUAAACUAUAACAAUAAUAAUUCUUCAUCCUUUUAUGAAUUUUCUUCUUUUAAAAAUUCUUAUGAUGACAACAGUAUAUAAAAAUCCCGACUUUAAAAUUAAAACUAAUAACUCAAUAAUGCAACUAGACUAAUGAUAUUAUUCAUUUAAACUGAAUACUGUCCUUCUACUCUUGCUUAGAGAAUAAAAGAAUAAUACUUCGCUUCUGACCCUAUGGUUGUUUGGUAGUAAUUUCGUUAAAUUCUUGAAGGAAUAAACUAUAUUCAUUAACAAAAUAUCAUCCAUAGGGACCUAAAACCUGAAAAUAUAUUCAUUGAUUCUGUCGGAGAUUAUAAAAUAGGCGAUUUCGGGCUUGCAAAAUCAUAAAAAAACUCAAUUUUUACCAAACAUCAAUACUAUAUAUAAAACCAAGAAAACGAGCUUUUUAACAAACUUAUAAAUAAGCCCUAAUUAACAGCCAAAGAACUCGAAAAUAUAGAUCAUACUUUAAAAGUAGGCACUUAUUUUUACCGGCCUUCCGAAACUUAUAUAUAGGAAGAACAAGCUGAUAUAUAUGCUUUGGGAAUUAUUUUUUUUGAAAUGUGGUGUGAGUUUUCCUCUAAAUACGAGCGUUUUAAAGUCCUUUGUACUUUAAGAAAUAAUCAUUCUUUUCCCAAAAAAUUCGAACAAUGUCAUCCUAAAUAAGUUAAAUUAAUUCAAUGGAUAUUAUAAUUCUCUGCCUAAAAAUGUGAGAAAGUCAGCGAAAUUCUCCAAUCAGACCUCAUGCCGCCUAAAAUGGAAGAUAAUUACAUCCUAGAUGCUUUAAAGACAAUAAAAAAUCCCGAAGGACCACUUUUUAAGCAAAUAGUCGAAGCGAUUUUUAAAAGCAGUCAUUUAUUAAAUAACUAAGAAUAAUAAUUAUAUAAUAAUCUCCCUUAAAAUUUCCAAUAAUUAAACAAUUUCUACACUGCGCAUAUUUAUGAUUAUUUUUUUCAUAAAUAAGUUCUUCAUUUUCCCUCUCCUUAAACUAUAUAAGCCCCAAAAGUUCAAUUAAGGAAUGAUUUAUCGUUUGAAAUUGCAAAAAACCUCACAAACCCUUCUUUUAUGAUUUAAUCGGGAAACAUCUGCUAUUUAAGAUCUAAUAUAAGAGAAAGCUUCAAAAAAAACCUUAAAAAAGUAGACAAUAAAUUCCUCAAAAGCCACCUUUUUAAAAAAUUCGAAGUCGGCCAUGUAUAUAAAUACAUAGAAGACUAAAAAAUAACCUGCCAUUUUAACACUGACUAUGAUUGUGUAUGUUUAUAAGAAGACCUAAAUAUAUACACAAGGGCCGAAACAAUAUUUUUCGCAGUAGAAUUGAUUGAAAAUGCUGGUUUUUUAGUUGAUAAAAUAAGGGUAAAUGAUAUAAAUAUACUAAGGAGUUAUUUAUCUAAAUAAUUAAAAAAAGAACAAAUAAAAAAACUAGAAAAUAUACUAUUUUUAGGAAAUAUAACUUCCCGUGAUGUUAAAAAAAAGAUUAUAACAGAUUUUUAAUUACCAGAAAAAGACUUAGAAAAAAUUAUUACACUUUUAACAAUAAAAAAUAGUUCUAAUGAAGAAAUAAGAAAUGCACUUUCUCAUUAUUUCCCGAUGUGCUAGGAAUAUUUAUCUUAGCUUUCAUAUGUAGAAAAAGAAUUCAAAAAUUAAUAUGUAAACUCUAAAAAUUAUUCUAAUUAGAAUUUCUAUAAAGUCCCGGAAUUCUAAAUAGACUUGUAUCUUUAAUGUAAUGAUUUUGGCUUUAAAGAUGGGCUCUUUUUUGCAAUAGAUAUCUCGACAGUAAAAAAUUAAACAUAUAUGACACCUAUUUUUGGAGGAACUUAUGAUAUUAAAACGACUAAAUAUUCUAAUGUAUGCGAUGUUAUAAUGGAUACAUUAUCUUUCAAAAUCUGGAAACUCAGCAUCGUCAUAAAAUAAAAAUACAAAUAAUAAUAAUAAUAAUAAUAAUAAUAAUAAUAAUAAUAAUAAUAAUAAUAAUAAUUAUAAUAAAUUAAUGAAAAUUAAUAAAUUUAUAAAUAAAAAAUUAUACUAGAAGCUCAUCUAAAGGAUAUGAAGCAAGUUUCUGGUUUUACUUUAAUAAAUGAAGCUUUAAAUUAUAUAAUUUAAUAAAAAUUUGAAAAAAAAUAAUAAAUUAGUCAAUAACUCUUUUUUAAAUAUGAAUGCAUAAUUUGUAGUGUUGGAACAGGUCUUUUAUUUGAAAAACUAAGGUUUCAAUAAUGUUGUUAAAGCAAUAAAGUUAAUGUUCUUAUGUUUAGUUAUAAAAAUGAGUAAUAUUCAUAAGAAGAAUAAUAAAAUUAUGCUGAACUUAAUGACAUUCCUCUUGUAGUUACUCUUACAGAAAAAACAUUUUAAUAAAAGAAAAAGGCAUUUGUUAAAAUUAAAAAAGAAAAAAGUAAAGAAAUGAAUAUUUAAGAAUUUAAUUAAUUCUUAAAUAAAAAUUAUAAGAAUUUAAUUAAAUAAAAUACAUUUUAUAUAUGA
Ichthyophthirius multifiliis is the source of this 4002-nucleotide messenger RNA. RefSeq lists its product as hypothetical. Gene Ontology annotation, cellular component: cytosol. Gene Ontology annotation, molecular function: ATP binding; eukaryotic translation initiation factor 2alpha kinase activity. The transcript is spliced from 5 exons. Gene Ontology annotation, biological process: protein phosphorylation. The record is from RefSeq and is a predicted model, not a curated record. NCBI's taxonomy places the organism in Eukaryota, Ciliophora, Oligohymenophorea, Hymenostomatida.